AUGGUUGGCUUCCAAGCUUGCCAACAAAACUCAAGCAGUGGAUUGUUGUUACUAGCUGUCACUGCUGCCUAUUUAAUUCUUUUAAUUAACGGCGAACGUCUUUUACGAACAGGGACAGCUCCAAGUCUUGGGAACCGAAAGAGCAGUACAGUCGAUGAUGAUGUCUACGUGAACGUAUGGCAUAUUUCCUUGAAGCCCAUCACCAAUCCAAUCAAAGCAUAUUUGGGUCAAUGGAACAAUACGGUCGAAGAACGGCCAUGGAGUCAAUAUCCACCUUAUUUUUUUGACCCGGCUGUUUUGAUGCCCGGCAAUACGAUUCUUUCUUUACUGGCUGCAUGUCAAACGACACCCAUGAUGCCAUUUGAUGAUGUUUAUUUAACUGGCAUGUGCACUGAAAAAGCUGGCAUUACAGUCUUAAAGUCUUUCAAUUCUACCAGCGUCCUGGCGAUCGGAUUGCCCGGCAUUCCCACUGCGUGUCACGUCCAUCACUACAUCGCAUGGACGGCAGUGUCUGCUAAUCACAUGAAUAAUUCUCACGUAGCUACCAACGAUUUCUAUGGCAAUGAAACGCAAUGCAUUCUUCACGAUGCGUCUAGCGGGACCAAUAGAACCGUCGAUUCAACUGAAUUCGUCCAUUUUUAUUUCCAUUAG
Daphnia carinata is the source of this 651-nucleotide messenger RNA. RefSeq lists its product as uncharacterized. Gene Ontology annotation, cellular component: membrane. The transcript is spliced from 5 exons. The record is from RefSeq and is a predicted model, not a curated record. Gene Ontology annotation, molecular function: hexosyltransferase activity. NCBI's taxonomy places the organism in Eukaryota, Metazoa, Arthropoda, Branchiopoda, Diplostraca, Daphniidae. The coding region runs from base 1 to 651 and encodes 216 amino acids.